Messenger RNA from Cloeon dipterum, 1121 nucleotides. Its product is annotated as protein FAM210A. The record is from RefSeq and is a predicted model, not a curated record. Lineage: Eukaryota; Metazoa; Arthropoda; Insecta; Ephemeroptera; Baetidae. Gene Ontology annotation, cellular component: mitochondrion. Bases 176 to 889 code for a protein of 237 amino acids. The transcript has a single exon.
CUUUGGCAGCUAGCAUGCCUCCCUGCUCGACUUGACGGACGUGACCGCUGAUCAAGGCGAUUCGGCCUAGUUUUUCGGCGUAGAUACGACUACGUCUGGUCCAGAGGCGACUUUCGACCAGCUCGGGAGAUGCAGCAACGCAGUUAGCCGCUCCUGAGACGCCAGAAAAGCGGCCAUGCUUGCCCAAAGGCUGAUCCGCAGGGCCGGCCGCCCACUGCUGCGGACUUUUUCUGCUCGGCAGGGCUUCGUCCGUCCACUCGCACCUGCCUCUCAAAUUUUCAAUUUCCAGACUGAAAAGCAGAAUGCACGGACGACGAACCCGAUUAUCGUGAGCAGAUACUUCAGCAAGCAGACCAAAAAGGAGGCGGAACGGGCGGAACAGACUGAAAAUAAGGACGCGGCUGAGGUCGAGGUCGAAAAAAAGCUGUCGUUGUUUCAGAAGUUCAAACAGAUGUACAAAGAGUACUGGUACGUUCUUCUGCCCGUGCACGUGGCUACGUCGGCCGUGUGGGUCGGCUGCUUCUACUACAUCGUGCGGAGCGGCGUCGACGUGCCUGCCCUUCUUCACACGCUGCACUUCCCGGACAAGGCGCUCGACUUCAUCAAGAACAACUCGAGCACCGGCCACCUGGCCGUCGUGUACGCCAUGUACAAGGUGGCGACGCCGGCCAGGUACUUUGUCACCGUGGGUGGCACCACCUUGGCCAUCAACAAGCUCAAGGCGAUGGGCUACAUCAAGCCCAUGCCCAACCGGGAGCAACUCAAGGAAAUGUAUCAAGAACAAAGAGACAACUUGAAAGAACGUUACCAGGAGAGGAGAGACAGUUUCAAGGACAACAUGCAAGAGAGAAAGGAUAACUUGAUGCAAAAAUUGCAGAAGAAGCAGUGACACUGUUCCAUGAAAGUGCUUAUUAAGAUUUUUGCUAAUUUGUUGCUCGACUCUGCUGUAUUCUUUUGUCCUUAUUUUAUUUUUAGUUAAAUAUGAAUCUGAUAAGAAGCCGUCGUGCCAAUCAAACGUAUAUUGUGCGCAAUUUGUUAGGGUUGACUUUGUUGUUGACGUUCGUUCUCUAGUGAGUGCACAAAUAAUCUAAAAAUAAUAAACAUCCUUGGUGUUACUAAAA